This is a messenger RNA of Bacillus rossius redtenbacheri, 6629 nucleotides long. RefSeq lists its product as uncharacterized. Bases 87 to 911 code for a protein of 274 amino acids. The transcript is spliced from 4 exons. Gene Ontology annotation, molecular function: zinc ion binding. Gene Ontology annotation, cellular component: nucleus. The record is from RefSeq and is a predicted model, not a curated record. Lineage: Eukaryota; Metazoa; Arthropoda; Insecta; Phasmatodea; Bacillidae.
AAAAAGAGUCUGCGCUUAAAACAAACAUUUAGUUGUUUACUAUUCAGUAGUUGAAAUUGAAAGGAAGAUAACAGCAAAAUAGGAAAAUGCUAAAUGAAGUAGACGGUGAAACCUGUCGGUUUUGCGGUACUCAAGAAGGCUUUAGGGUAUUUAUAUUUGACCAGGGAUCAGAUCACAUUAAAAAGAUUAAAAGUAUUUUACCGAUGGAGGUGUCAGAGGAAGAUACGCUGCCCAAGUUCAUGUGCUACCGGUGCACUUACAAGCUGAAGGAGAGCUAUGCCUUCCAGCAGCAGUGUCUGAGGAUGGAUGCCGUGCUUCGCGGCAAGUUGGGGCUCCCGUCGUCGCAGAGCGGAGUGAAUCUACUUCAGAGCACGGAGGGAGAGCAGGGCAGGGACACCAGUGCACGGCCGUCAGAGCACGCUGCAGCACGCACGCAGGCCAGCAGUCCUGCAGACAGGAGCAGAAGCGGCCCACGGAAGAAGAGGUCUCCCCACAAGCGGAAGUGGGCGAAGGGGACCCCGGGGACCCUGGCAGACAGCAGGAAGGGCGGCAAGCCGAGCGAGGAGAACGGGGCGAGCUCGGCGGGGCAGGAAGCGCUGCCGGCCAGCAUCGUGGUCACCAGGAUCCCCGGCUCGUGCUGCAUCUACACCUGCCAGGCGUGCGACCGGUGCUUCGUGAGCGAGGGUGCGGCCGUGCAGCACGGCUGCGGGCCGGCCGCGCCGAGCGACGUGCACGAGUACGUGUGCGACCACUGCAGCAAGACCUUCACGCGCUACGUGUCGCUGCUGGCGCACCAGGAGGCUCACCUGCGCAGCUUCGCCGAGGAGGAGGACGUGUGCGACGCCAAGAAGCCGCGCAAGCACGUCCUGUCCUCUUCGGAGGAGGAGGAGCCGUCCACCGCUGCCGUGUAGUCACGUCAGCCUGUUGCAGUUUUGUAGUUGUUUAGUAAACGCCAGGUGCAGCAGUGGUCACUCGCCUUCCACGCACAGGGAUCUGGGUUCAAGUCCCAGCGGGAUCACACUUGAAUGAUUUGCAGUCGCGAAACGUGACGGAUGUUGCUGUGAACUAGAAGGAAUUCUUGGCGCGUGCAUUCCGUUUAGGUUCCGCUCUUAUCGCACCACCCCUCAACUUCUCUAAUUACCCUUUGAUUAUUUAUUUUAUUAUUUAGUUAAUUAAGCCCUCGUUCAUUCGUAAUGCGUGUGGACGGAACUGGUCGUCGAUCUCACUGCUUCGUUGCCUCCUGUGGCGAGCCUGUUCGUGUUGAUCUCACGAGAUUGCGGGACAUGCGGAGAAUUCCUUUCUCUCUCUCUCUCUCUCUCUCUCUCUCAGAUUGCAGACUAGGUGCAGUGUCCUGGCGUUCACUCUCUCUUUCCAACACACUACUGUUUCUGCUUGCUCUGUCCUAGUUCCAGCAUAUGCAGAUGGUAUUGAAAAAUUUUAAAAUUUAUAUUUGGAGAUAGUUGGAGACACGCCGUGUCACGCUGUGUCAGGCGCCAGGGGCUGCAAGAGCCAGGCCGUGGCAAGGAGAACCCAUUCCUGGCUAAUUCAAAUAUCCCGAUUUUCUCGGUCGGGUGGUCACUCUAGUCAUCUAUAUUUUUUUUACAGAAAUCACAAUUAAAAUUAUAAAUGUAAUUUUUCUAUUUGUUGCAAAGCAUGUUAACAUUAUUUAAGCACAAUGCUAGUGCCAAACAAGUCUGGAAACUUUUUCCUUUGUUAAAAUUAUCAAGGACUAAAUGCCAAAUUAAAUUUUAAGACUGUCUGAAUAGAUUGUUUUCAUAUAAUUGGGGGAUGCUUCCACCCUCGUUCAGUAUUCACCCCUGAUUGCUGUUUCCGAAUCUGUGCAUUAAUAUUCUAUAACAUCCUCACUCUUAACUGAGUUAAAAAAUACAUGUUAACUCUGAGGCAGAGGUGUAAAGCCAUACAUUGGUAAUCAUGUUGAAAUAUAUUGAAAAGGAAAGGGAAAGGUGAAUAAGGGUUCAUGUUAAACAAAUGCCACCUAUCACCAAAGUAUUAUUUAUGUUAGUACUUCAACUGGUCAGAUAACAAGUUGUCAUUGUGAACAAGAUAUACAUGCAAGAAAAGUUGAGGAUUGUCAUAACCUGGUCUGAACAUUUACCUAUGCUGAUGCUACAUUUUUUUGUCCUAAAUGCCAUUUCCUUUGCAAAACACUUGUCACAUAACAAUAAGCUUAUGACCUUGUUCACAAUACGUACAACAUUGAGUUGUAAUGCCCAGACUACUCAAAGAGAAACUGUUUGAUAAAAAUAACAACAACACUUUGUUGUAAAAUUUUUCAUUUGUAUUAGGAACUCUUUUUGUGUUAAAAUUUAUUACAACAGUAAUAUGUGAAAAGCAUAAAAGAUGAUUUAUAUAUUGAUAGACUAAAAAAAAAGAAGCAACAAAUGAUGGUGCUUAAUAUUUAUAGUAAUUUUUUAAAAAGCGGAAAUGAUAACAAGCAAUUGCAUUCACCCUUAAUAAGACUUGCUACCUAAAUAAAGGCCUAUAAAAGUCAAAAUGACGAGGAAAGUAAAAUAGAAAACAUUAGAAAACAAACAGUGAUUGGUGGCAUAUUUUGCAAACAAGAUUUUAAAUGUAAUUUAAGCAUACAUAAAUAGUUGAGUCACUCAUUGCCAACCUUGUUCCUUCUGGUCAGGGAUAGCAGAGUGCCUUCCUUUUGUAUUCUUACAUGAAGACAUCUUGAAGAGAAAGUUUGACAGUUGGGAAUGAGAGCUCGCACAUGCAGGCAUACGUCCACCACGUAGUGCCGUAACGUAGUGCUUCCAUCGCUUGAGGAAAGCCUUGAGAGAGUGGGUGCCCGUGACGACAAUGGUGGUGCCUGCCUUCAACCACAACUUAGGUUAGCAUUGCAGUCAAACUCAGUGUCUUCAUUGCACUGAUUGGCCAGUACGUUCCGGGCUUGUAUUCAUUAAGGCUGUUUGAAAUACUAAAGUGGAAACUAAAUAGUUUUAGAGAUGGCUAGAAAGGUCACAGAGAGUAUAUUAGUAGCACAUACAAUAUGUGUUGUUGGGAGCCAAUAGAAUUUUUGUCUGUUGUGGUAUGUUAGAAGAAUAUGUCUUGUAUUUUUCAAAUACAGCAGGUUUUAUUCAACUUUUAUUAAAUGAUGAAAUCAUCUACUGGAUUUAUAAAAGGUGAAGCUAUAAGUAGGUUACUAGUUUUAUGUUUUUUAUGUAUUUUAUGUAUUAUAUUUUGCAUUUUAUAUUUGUGAAUGUCACAACUAGUUGAGCAUGGUUCUGUUUCUCGCCAGUGUUGCUGUGAUGACGUGUCUCGGGUGUGACGGCUAGUUAUGUGAGCAUAAGAUGGCUCGCAAUUCAGUAACAUGCAGAGGUUGGUAGUUAAGUUUUACUAGAUGGUAGUGAUUUUUCCAGCAGGUGGUGUAACUGCUAGUAUUUACCAGCCAAUAGAAAACUACCGAAACAAAAACAGAACUAUCAACAUCAUCCUAUUGUACAUUUUCCACAAAAAGGUUCAAUUUUUUUAUCAAUAACAAUAUAUUUUAGACUUUUUAUUCUGGUUUUCAGGGCAAUCUAAUUUUUGUAAUUUAUUUUAUUUCUACCUCAACACACCCGUCACAUAUUGAAUGAUAAAUAUAAAAUCGUUAUGCUUGCUAAAAUCGGGGAUAAUUUUUGAAUAAUAUCUAACGGGCCUAAUGAAAGCUUUGAAAAAUUGGAUGAUAGUAGAUUUUAAUAUGACCGUAUUGUUUAGCCUUGUAGAAUGUGUUGCCCUUUCUUAUUUCUUUUUAUUUUAAAUGGUCAAUAAUUAUCUUCUUAUGACAGUAAUCUAUACAAAAAAAUUCUUAAUACUUGGCACAUUUUCAUUGACUUAUUAAUUUACUGUUCAUGUUAGCAGACUUGAAAAAACAAAACAAACAUAACCAUUGUGUUUUUUUUUGUUCCAUAGUUGCUUUUCAAAAAUAGUGCUCUUUUAUUGAAUUAAUAUUGAGAUGUUUAUAGCAAUUUUCAGUACAUUACAAGUUUUAUAAUCACUAUUUUGCACCCCAACAUGUGGAUGGAGUGAAUAUGCUCCCCGGAUAGUUGAAAUCCUGUAAAAAAAAUUAAAAUAAACCCGGAUAAUCUGUUCACGGUAAGGGCGGGCCGGCCGUCUUCGAAUUACAGCACUGCCUAGCCAUUAGUUCAUGGUCAUUUACAACAGCCGAAGAGAGAAAGAUAAGAUCGUGCUGACCUUGCACUCAUAAAUUUUGGGUUCCCCCCCCUCUCCCCCUCCCCCCCCCUUCAUCCAGCCGAAUGCCAGCCAGACAUGUCACUCUCCAGGUGCAACGCAUUUAAGAAAUUGACUAACACACUGGCAAAGGCUACAGGUAGACUGAACACUGAAUGGUUGAGCGCGCGCCGGCGCCAGACAUGUGGGGGAGGAGUGGGGGUGUGGCGCGAGGCAAAGGAAUGCGGGAUCUUGAACGAAUCUGCGCGCUGGGAUUUUCCCCUUGUCAGGGUGUGGCCGAGUUAUCCGGACUGCCGGGUUAUCAAGUGCCGAGUUUUCGGAACUCUACUGUAUAAGAAAAUUUCAGUUUGAAGUAUACAGCAACCUGCCUGAUAUUUAAGCUGUUGUAUUCUGUUUUAUCACAUGAUUGUUGCACUCGCAUAAUCGUUGCACUCUUAUUUUAGGGCGUCAAAAUUUGGAGAGAAAAAAUUUCUCACAUAAAAGUAGCUAAGUAGCUUUUUUUUCUUCUUUCUUUCUUUACCACUGUUAGAUCCUGAUCAAUUUGUGUAUGUAGUAAAUAUGACAUUGCCAAAGAUCAGAGGACAAAGCAAUGUGCAACAGAAAUUUGUUCUCAUGUUUCUGUCAGGCAGUAUGGUAUUUAUAAUGGGAAAAUACAGUAAUUAAAAACUUGUUUAAGAUGCAACUACACAAUACUGUUUCCCGUCUAAUACAGUAAGUUUUUUAUCCUGUCAUUUUCUACAUCAUAUGUAUGUUAUUUUUCCCCAGUUAAGAUGUUACCCAUAAACUUCUUUUCCCGUAUAAAACCAUUAUUUGUUGGGAUAUUACCACUAUUUAUUUAAUUAACAGAACGAUUGUCACCACUGUGUAGCGUGUAUAAAAAUUUAGCCAGUGUUAAAUUGCAUCAUUUAUGUUUGGUUACGUUGAUGCCUGCAUAGAGUCCUCGCAUGUAGUCAAUAUCCUUAUCCAUAGCUCGUGGAUCGUGCGCAAGGUGAGUGCUCUGGUCUAGUGCCAUUGGCUAGCCAGCUGUUUUCUUGGUUCCUUAGUUCCAGCUCAUGUUUGGCUUACGGUUUUCACAUUUAUAUUUCAGUUGUCAAAAUAUAUUUUUGUUCAUUCAAAAUUUUUGGCGUGCUUUUGUAUAUUCUGCGUUUUAAUUUAACAUUCUUUCCAUGCAACAUUUUUUUUUUCUUUAUGAAAAUUCAACCGCCACUUAAAAAAUUUCAACCCUACUUUUCAAACUUGAUUUUAGCAUGAAAUAUGUGAUGAUUAUGCGAUGAAACACUGUAUUUGCAUGUGUGUGAGUGUACUUAUUGUAUUAUUCAAAGAAAUAACUUUCAUAAAAAAAGCUUUUGGAAAAAUUUUAAUCUUUUACACAUAAUUAACACGAUGGUACUCAACUGUUGUCAAGAAUAAUUAACAAAUGAAAUAAAAUAAUUACAAUUUUAUGCAAAUAUGUUCAAACAUUAAUUAUUUAACUACGGCUUUGUUUUGUAUAGAUAGUUUGCCUGUAGGUAUUUUUUAACUAUACAAUAUCUUGGCAAAAUUAGUAACGUAGGUUUCAAAUUAACAAACCAUACAAAAGGCUACAUUUAUGCUUUGAAACCAUUUGAAAAAUGUGAGUACAAGUCGUUUUGAAGAUUUUUUCGUAGAUUUUUAGUAUUAAAUUAAUGUAAUAUAUGUCGGCUAUAUGACGGUGCCUCACUAAAGAUCAGACAAGGCGUCACACCGGUGACGUGCGAGUAACAGAACCAUGUUCCACCUGCAGCUUGUAUUGUUUGUACUGAACAUUCAUGUUGUUAACUACAUGUUUCAAACCAUUAAUUAUCGUUCCAAACUGAACAAUAAUUCUAUUAAACACAUAUACAAAAAUGAGUGUACUACUAAACAUAAAAAUAGCAGAUGUGCAAAUUGCCUUAGUUUAUUUGCAGUGCUGAAAAAUCAGUUUUUCAUGUUGUGCUCAACUGAAACUUCAUUUCCACCUGUUUUAGUGAUCCUGCUUAGCCUUGUGAAAUUUUGUUUUAAAAUAUUUUAAUGUUAAGUUAUGCAUAGUUUUAUAAAGUAUGUAAUUAUAGUAUAUAGUUUUCAUGUAAAUGAAGAAUAGAUUUUUUAAAUGUAUUAUUUAUAGCCUAUGAAUGAUGUAGCAAGACGCGGGCGGGAAAGACGGUCUGUCCUGGCCACAACUUUGGAAUGUAUUUAACUUUUCAUUAGUAUUAAAUAAUACACUAAUAUACUUGUAAAACUACAUCAGAUGAAGAUGUUACAAUCAUAAUUGUAAAUUAUUUAACAAUGUAAGGACAGUACCCGAAGCGAUUGAGCCAGUCUGUCGACUAUUCUGAGAUGUAUAUUGUAAUAUGAAUAUGGCUGAAAAUUUUUUAACUAUUCUUACCAUGUAGAAUUAUAUUAUGACAGACUAUAUACGUAUAUUUAAAAAUGAA